Molecule: messenger RNA, 1446 nt
Organism: Closterium sp. Naga37s-1
Lineage: Eukaryota; Viridiplantae; Streptophyta; Zygnematophyceae; Desmidiales; Closteriaceae
Source: the annotation of a GenBank genome assembly
AUGCGCCAACAAUGGGGCCCGGAAUCAGGGGUUGCUACUGGUGCUGCUGGAGCUGCUGGAGGUACUGCUGCUGCUGGAGGUGCUGCUGGCGCUGCUGGAGGUACUACUGGUUCUGGUGCUGCUGGAGCUGCUGGAGGUGCUGCUGCUGCUGGCGGUGCGGCUGGCGCUGCUGGAGGUGCUGCUGGUGCUGCUGGCGCUGCUGGAGGUGCUACUGGUGCUGGAGCUACUGGAGCUGCUGGUGGUACUGCUGCUGCUGGCGGUGCUGCUGGCGCUGCUGGAGGUGCUGCUGGUACUGGUGCUGCUGGAGCUGCUGGAGGUGCUGCUGCUGCUGGUGGUGCUGCUGGCACUGCUGGAGGUGCUGCUGGUACUGGAGCUGCUGGGGACCCUGCUAUUGCUGGCGGUGCUGCUGGAGCUGCUGGGACUGGCCCUGCUGAGGGGGUUGGAGCUGGAGGUGCUGAGCGGCCACGGCCGUACUACGUUCCGCUCCUUCAGCAGGUUCUUGGCCUUCCGCCCUCUCCUGGUCCUACUCCUCCCCUACUGAGUCCACCGCUUGUCCAGUCGCAAUCACAGUUACAGCCAGUCUCUCCACUUCCUGGUCCUUCUCCCUACACUGCGCCGACGGGAGGUCUUACGGAGCGUCGUGAGCCUGAGUCUCGUCCUCCGUCGCCUGAGACUCGUCCAGAGUCGUCUGAGUCGCGUCCAGAGUCGCCUGUCCGCGCUGUCCGCGCUGGUCGUCGUGUUACACGUCAGCGUCCUCCUCCUGUCCUUGGCACUCACUAUAUGACCCUGCGUCCCUCUACUGCUCCACAGCGUGUCCCGCUGCCGUCUCCACCAGCGUCCUCUCUUCCUGCUCUUGCUGACCCGGAGUCUGACUCUCUUCGUGCUGCCAGUCCUACUGUCACGCGUCUCCUUGCCACUGCUGUCACUGACCCUUCCUUUGAGUCCUCUGCUGCGUCUGCUCUAGUCGCUGAGCUUGUUGACUUUGCUGCUGCCUGUCGUCUAGACUACGCCGCUAGCCUUGUUGCUGAGUCUGAGUCUGAGUCUGUCUGUCCUCCGUCUGUCGGGGGUGAGUGUGCUCUUGGCACGGACGUCCUUGAGGACAGACAGGAGGAGUUUGAGUGCUUUGCCGCUGCUUUGCCUCAUCUCGUGUCCAUGCUAGUUGCCCCUGAGGGAGACCCGGAUGCACCAGACAUCCCGACCCCACGCUCCUACGCAGAGGCGAUGGAGGGUCCCUACUCCUCUCAGUGGCAGACAGCCAUGGACGCAGAGAUGGCUUCCUGGAAGUCCACAGGCACCUACGUCGACGAGGUUCCCCCACCUGGGGCGAACAUCGUCAGUGGCAUGUGGAUUUUCAGGGUGAAGCGGCCGCCGGGUUCUCCGCCUGUCUUCAAGGCGCGUUACGUUGCACGAGGCUUCAGUCAGCGAGAGGGAGUUGACUUCUUCUAG